AACACCCCCUUUGUAUAUACAUAUAAUAUUACAAAUUUAAAAUUUAUUUAAAAAUAUUAAUAUGUAAUUUAAAUUUGAUCACUCACGCCUUACCAUUUAAAUCCUAACCAUAUCUUCACAUCCAUAUCUUCACAUCCAGAGUCAAUUUCAUAUACCUGUUUGUAGGUAAGCAAAUAUGGUGCACAAGCACAUCCUUCUCUUUACUUAUCCAGUCCAAGGGGCUAUCAAUCCUUCACUCCAACUAGCCAAACAGCUCAUAAGAAUGGGUGUCAAGGUCACCCUAGUCACCUGUGUCUCCGCCCAUCGUCGCAUGCCCAAAACCACCACAUUCCCACAAGGCUUAACCUUUGCUUCCUUCUCCGAUGGCUACGAUGAUGGGUUCAAAGUUGGUGAUGACUAUGAACACCUUCUGUCUGAGCUCAAGAAUCGCGGGUCUCAAAAAUUAGCCCAACUCAUCACUGCCAGCGCCGAGGAAGGCAACCCUGUCACAGGUUUGGUCUACACUAUGCUUCAAACAUGGGUAGCCAAAGUGGCUCAAUCCUUUCACAUCCCAUCCACACUUCUUUGGACUCAACCAGCCACUAUUUUUCAUAUCUUCUUUUAUUACUUCAAUGGUUAUGGUGAUACCAUUACAAGUAUUUCCAAUGAUCCUUCCUUCUUUGUUGAAUUACCGGUACUCCCACAGCUCUCCAAACGUGACCUUCCCUCUUUUCUUGAUGCUUCAAACCCUGACUCAGACACAAAAUCAUUUAAAUUUUUACUGCACAGAUUUAAAGAACAGCUAAAUACGCUUAACGAAGAAGAAAACCCUAGAAUACUGGUAAACACAUUCGAUGCUUUGGAACCGGAGGCCUUAAGAGCCAUUGAUGAGAAGCUCAACUUCAUUGCAAUAGGUCCAUUAGUCCCAUCGGCAUUCUUGGAUGGGAAAUAUCGAUCCGAUACUUCUUUUGCGGCUGACCUAUUCCAAAAAUCAAAGGAUUACGUUGAGUGGUUGGAUUUGAAGCCAAAAUCAUCCGUUGUUUAUGUAUCAUUUGGAAGCUUAGCAACAUUAUCAAAGCGACAAGUGGAGGAGAUAGCACGCGGGUUGUUGGAAAGCCAUCGACCAUUCUUGUGGGUCAUAAGGGCUACAGAAAAUGGCGAGAACGAAGAAGAUGAGCUAAGCCGUAGAGAAGAACUUGAACAACUAGGGAUGAUAGUGCCGUGGUGUGGUCAAGUGGAGGUCCUUUCACACCCAUCUUUAGGGUGCUUCGUUUCACAUUGUGGGUGGAAUUCUUCAUUGGAAUGUUUGGUAUUUGGUGUUCCGAUGGUAUGUUUCCCACAGUCAUCAGAUCAACCAACGAAUGCAAAACUUAUAGAAGAUGUAUUCAAGAUUGGAGUGAGGGUAACAGUGAAUGAAGAUGGAAUAGUGGAAGGUGAUGAGAUCAAGAGGUGCAUAGAAGUGGUUAUGGGUGGCGGAGAGAAAGGUGAAGAAAUGAACAAAAAUGCCAAGAAAUGGAGGGAUUUGGCAAUGGAAGCUGCAUCGGAAGGUGGAUCCGUGGAAAUGAAUGUUAGGGCUUUUGUAGAUGAGGUUGACAUUUUUUUUGACAAGUCUAAGUCCAUAUAGAACUAUACACAAAAUGAGAUACACUCUUUAUUAAAUAUGUGUGUCUCAUUUUGUAUUUAAUAUUUAUGCUCUUAGCACUGUUGUUAAGAUUUUAUAAGUCGAACAUUUUCAUUACAAGUUCUAUAAAAUUAAUGGUAAGUUUUUUUCA
This is a messenger RNA of Camellia sinensis, 1751 nucleotides long. Its product is annotated as UDP-glycosyltransferase 75C1. Gene Ontology annotation, molecular function: quercetin 7-O-glucosyltransferase activity; quercetin 3-O-glucosyltransferase activity. NCBI's taxonomy places the organism in Eukaryota, Viridiplantae, Streptophyta, Magnoliopsida, Ericales, Theaceae. The record is from RefSeq and is a predicted model, not a curated record.